Messenger RNA from Larimichthys crocea (large yellow croaker), 3868 nucleotides. It is a transcript of the gene srbd1, whose product is annotated as S1 RNA binding domain 1. The record is from RefSeq and is a predicted model, not a curated record. Gene Ontology annotation, molecular function: mRNA binding; structural constituent of ribosome. Lineage: Eukaryota; Metazoa; Chordata; Actinopteri; Sciaenidae. The coding region runs from base 128 to 3172 and encodes 1014 amino acids. The transcript is spliced from 21 exons. Gene Ontology annotation, biological process: nucleobase-containing compound metabolic process; translation.
CAGAAGAAGACACAGACAUUGGGACGUUCCCAUUGGUUGAGCCGGUGAUGUUGCAGGAAGUAGACGACGUCCCUGCCUCGUCGUCUGCAUCAUUUCCAACAGAUUGUCCCCAAAUAAAAGGAGCGAGAUGAUGCGAAGACCGAGAGCGACGACAGCCAAAGCUGUGAAGUACACAGACUCCGACGUGUCCUUUUCCCAGACAGUGAGUAGUGACGAUGAGGAUAAUGAGGAAUGGAGGCCACUAGAGCCAAAACCAAAAGACACUGCAGCAGGGCAGAAGAAGAGAUCGGUUAAACCGAAGGAGCCAAAAGCACCCAAACAAACUAAAGCACCCAAACAACCUAAAGCACCCAAAGUGCCUAAAGAUGCCAAGCCAAGGGCACCACGCAAACCUGCAGCAAAAGCACAGGCUGCUAAAGUUCUCCAGGAUUCUGGUGCGCCUGGGUUGGCUGGAACAAAGAGGAAAAGAAAGGAUGAUAAGGCAGGAGAAGACAAAGGAGGAAAACAAACAGAGGAAGAGAUGGCUGAAGAGAGUGGGCCAAGUACCAGAAUGAAGGAGGAGAGGGUGUCAUUUAUCGUGUCAGACGCCCAUCAGACGGAUAGAUGGGCAGGUGAGGGGUCGUCACUAGCUGGGCUUAAACCAAAGAAAGAGGAAGUGGAGGAGGAUUUCACCUUUGAUAUGCCCUGUGUGAAGAAACAGAAGACCACUGGUGCUUGCAUGCGACAGCCAACUGCUUUACCGUCAUCACAAGCACAAGCUCUGAGGAAUGAACUCGAUAUGAGCUGGGACUUGAUAGAGCUGCUGUCCACUCUGACAUGCGUGGAGCGAUGGGUGUGUGUAAAUAUCAUCAAACUGCUUCGUGAGGAGAACACGGUUCCGUUCAUGGUGCGUUACCGCAAAGAGAUGAUUAACCACAUGGACGCCGAUGCCGUCAGAGACGUCCAGCUGGUAUAUGAGGAGUUACGUACUCUAGCCAAAAAGACCCAGUCUGUGGUUCAGACCAUGAAGAAGGACGGGGUGUUAACACCUGAGCUAGAACAAAACCUGAGGAGCUGCAGAUCAGCUGAUGAACUGGAUCAUGUGUAUUCUCCCUAUAAGAAAGGCAGUAAGCUGACGAAGGCUCGCAGAGCCAAGGCACUCGGCCUGGAGGUGGCUGCCUCUGCACUGAUGGACGCACCACACACUCUGGAUUUAAAUGCAUUUGUGAAGUCUGGUACUGAAGGUCUUUCGUCGGUGAAAGAAGUGGCUACAGGUGUGGAGCAUAUCUUGGCUGAUAUGAUCGCUAAAGACCCUGAGACACUCACCCACGUGAAAACAUUGUGUGAGAACAACUUUGUGACCAUCCAGUCUUCUGUGUCCAAGUCAGCACUGAAGGAAAAAGGAAAAGGAAAGUCUGGACAGUCUGGACAGUCUGUCCAAGGCCACAGCAAACCCGGGGCCCAUCAAAACAAAAGCAAGGACCUUGACAAGUUCCAGCUCUACUCUGAGUUCACCUGUAACGUGCAGCGCAUCCAGCCCCAUCAGACCCUGGCUAUUAACCGAGGGGAGAGUCUGAAGAUUUUGACAGUGAAGAUGAAUAUUCCCGACAGGGUAAAGAGUGACUUCACCAGGUGGUGCAUUAACAACAGAUGGAAGCCGAGGACGUUUGCAAGAGAGGAGCAUCAUGUGAUCAUCAGGAAUGCAGUAGAAGACUCUUUUAAAAGGCUUAUUCUGCCUUUCCUCACCAGGAGUUACAGGACUAAGCUGACAAGUGCAGCAGAGAAGGAGUCGAUCGCCAUGUUUGUGCGCAAUCUCCGGCAGCGCUUGCUGAUGUGUCCAGUCAGGGGCUGUGUCAUCAUGGGGGUGGACCCUGGCUUUAGACAUGGCUGCAAGCUGGCAGUUCUCUCCCCCACCGGUCAGAUUCUCCAUACCGAUGUUGUGUACCUGCAUACCGGUAAUUCAAACCAGCAGCGAGAAGCAGACAAACUGCGCCACCUCAUGAUGAAAUAUGGGUGUACGAGAGUUGUCAUUGGCAACGGGACAGCAUGUCGUGAGACCGAGUCCUUCUUCGCUGACCUCAUCUCUAGGCGCUAUUGUCACCCCCUGGACGUGUCCUACUGUAUAACCAAUGAGGCAGGAGCAUCCAUCUACAGCGUGAGUCCUGAAGCGGUCAAAGAGAUGCCAGACUUGGACCCCAACCUUCGGAGUGCAGUGUCCAUUGGAAGACGUGUCCAAGAUCCAAUGGCUGAGCUUGUGAAGAUUGAUCCUAAACACAUAGGCAUCGGAACAUACCAGCAUGACGUGUCGGCCGGAGCUCUGAAGGCAGCGCUGGACAGCGUGGUGCAAGAAUGUGUGAGCUUUGUGGGUGUGGACAUCAACAUCUGCUCCGAAACACUGAUGAGGCAUGUAGCAGGUCUAAAUGCGGGCAGAGCGAAGAGUAUUGCAGAGUGGAGAGAGCAGAAUGGGCCUUUCACCAACAGGGAGCAACUCAAACUGGUCAAAGGCAUGGGGCCCAAGACCUACCAGCAGUGUGCUGGCUUCAUCAGAAUCAACCCGCAAACCAGUACCAGAUCCUCACCCCACCAUGUACCAGCAGUGCCAGAAAAAACAGCGGCGAAGAAAGACAAAGGAAAGACUGGCGUCAACGUACCGACCUCAUUUAACCCCCUGGACCAGACCUGCAUACAUCCAGAGUCCUACCAUGUGGCACAGAGAUUUCUGUCCAUCGUGGGUGGAAGCGCAGACCAGAUUGGGAGUGCAGGCCUGCGACAAUGUGUGGAGAGCAAGGUUAAGAGCAGCAAUGUGGAGGAACUGGCCAAGACAGUGGACACCACACCCGAGACCCUGAAACUCAUCAUAGAUGGCCUCACGCAGCCCCCCGGGUUUGACAUACGACAAAAUUUUGGGCAGGCGGACUUUAAGCGGGGCAUUGUGUCCAUGAGUGAUCUGCGGGUGGGUGCUGUGCUGACGGGCCGGGUGGACAACACAGCUCUGUUCGGGGCUUUUGUAGAUAUCGGUGUUGGUCGUGCUGGCCUCAUCCACAAGAACAACAUCACCAUGGACAAACUGCCUGUCAGCCAGCGCCGCCGCAGCCUGGCUCUGGGACCUGGGGAACGGGUGGAGGUCCGAGUCCAGAACCUGGACCUUCAGAGGGGACGGAUUGGCCUGGACUUGAUCAGGGUCCUACAAUAGAUUUUCCCAACUUUCACAUUCAAUACUGUAAAACUGGACCGGAUUUAAGAUGGGAAAUUACUCCCAAAGCUAGUGAGAUACAAACGGUUACAGUGACCCAUGAGCAGAGCUGAUUGAGGCAUUUAACCAGACAACCUGUUAUGUGUAUUUGUAGUAACAGCGCUUUACUUUGUGAGCACACAUUCAACCACUGUUGCCAUUAUCUAUGAGGGCUACAACUCCACUGAAAUCAGUUCAAACCAAAGUUCUUUACAGUUAUGUUGAUGGCUGGGGGACUUUCUUUGCCCUGAACUUAUCUUUUCUGUAUCAUCCCUGUGUAUCAUUGUGAGUGGUACGUUACUUGGGAUUACACUUUAGAAACUCAAUGCCUGAUAAUCUGAAAUGAAAAUAUCUAUUUGGAUUGGUUAUGGUUAUCUGCACACACUGAUGUUUACAGAUCAUUAGACAAGGAAUCCAUCCAUCCAGGUGGCUUCAUAUUUGAGCUGCUAAUGUUUACUUUCUAUAAACAUAAUAAUAUUUAAACAUUAUUCACAUUCAAUACUUCAAGAAAUGUUCUGUGUUACACUGAUCUAAACCGUUUGUUUCGAGUUUUGAGACACGUGUUUGUAUCUUUGUUCUUCAAAGCAGACUCAACAUGUAAUCUUACACACUUACACAUCUGCAGAUGAGGUUUUGACAUUAAAAAUGUUCACUGUA